Messenger RNA from Pogonomyrmex barbatus (red harvester ant), 6274 nucleotides. Its product is annotated as receptor-type guanylate cyclase Gyc76C. The record is from RefSeq and is a predicted model, not a curated record. Lineage: Eukaryota; Metazoa; Arthropoda; Insecta; Hymenoptera; Formicidae. Gene Ontology annotation, cellular component: plasma membrane. Gene Ontology annotation, biological process: protein phosphorylation; cGMP biosynthetic process; intracellular signal transduction. Gene Ontology annotation, molecular function: adenylate cyclase activity; peptide receptor activity; guanylate cyclase activity.
UUGCGGCCUUUGCUUAUGUUCGGUUGUAUCGCACGCGAGUGAUCGAAUUGAGUUGUGCGCGCGCGCGCGCAUGCCACAUCGAGAAGGCGAAUCGAGCGAGGAGGAAGGAAACGGUGGCGGCGGUAGCGGCAUUAAUUAUUGGCACGAUUAUUGGCACGUUGCUGCUCUGUUAUCGUUUUACUGAUCGGUCUUCCGAUCGGCGAUCGGCGAUCGGCACGCGUACCUGCCGCUGUUCGCGAAUUUCCCCGAAGCCACCGAAGCGCCGCGAGGCGGCACGCGGUCGCAGGCGCGUAAAAUCGCGAGAUUUCGCGGAAAACGGAAAAUAGCCGGAAUAUAUCGGACGGAUUCCGCAUUUCUCUCUCUUUCUCUCUUCUGCCGACCUUUUUCCUAUCGACCGUCUCUCCCUUCCCCCUUGCCCUUUCGUCCGACCCGAGCGUCUCUCCGCAUAGCCUGUUUUGCACAUGUUCCUGGAAUUGCAAGCGGCUGUGGUGGUGUGAUUUUCGUUUUCCGGUUGUCGCUGCCACUGCGCGCGCGCGUGUGCGCGCGGGGAACUUCGGUCGGUUCCGGGGGCACCCCCGCGAAAGAGCAAAUAGUGCCGUCCGAUUAUCCGGAAGUUUCUCCGUUCUCCCACGAGAAAAUCCAAUCGUCAAGAGUCUUCUGAGAAUCGGGGAUGUUGAGAUAGUUCUCCCCCGCCCGCUCCGUUUAUCCACGCGGGACUGGAUUACCAUGCUGGACACGAGUCGCAGGUGGCUUGACGUCCAGGCUGAAACUGCGAAGAGAAUAGAUUCGGAGCAAUAUGCUUACAACGUAGCAUUAAAACUUCGACCAUCUUCUUCCUGAGUCGCUCUGCGAUGUUGUUUAGGUGAGCGGGAGGGAGGCGCUGCUGACCGGUGGCGGCGGCGGCCAUGCGCCCCGGCCCGCCAGUCCAGCCGAGCCGCCGCAGGCCUCCCCGUCGCCAGCAUCCGUACCACCAGCAGCAGCUUCAUCGGAAGCGCAACCGACAGCAGCAGCAGCAGGAGCGUCGUCGACCGCGUCCGCUGCCACAACCGCACAGCCACGGUUCGCGUGUCCUCCUGGUGCUGCUGCUACUGGUCAGCAACCCUGUAGUCCUGGGUCAGAUCGAGCCACCGGAAUCACCAGCGGCUUUGGCGGCUCCAGCGACCCAGUGCCAACAAGUUGUGCCCACUGUCUCCAGCGUCUCUCAAAAGAGCAGCCUAUGGUGGGGAAGCAACGACACCUCGAGCUCCUCGGUCCAGCCGCGAAGCUUGACCAUCGGCUACCUGACGGCCAUCAAAGGCGGCCUCAAGGAUCGUCAGGGUCUUGCCAUUUCCGGAGCCCUGUCCAUGGCUCUCGAGGAGGUCAACAAUGAUAAAAACAUUUUACCGAACGUGAAGCUGGUGAUGCGAUGGAGCGACACGAGGGGAGAGACCGUCGAAGCUACCAAUGCGAUGAUCGACAUGAUCUGCGAUGGGGUCGUGGCCUUUUUUGGACCGGAAGGCUCCUGCUACGUCGAGGCCAUAGUCGCUCAAUCCCGCAACAUACCUAUGAUCAGUUAUAAAUGCUCGGAUUAUAAGGCCUCGAAGGUGAAGACUUUCGCGAGGACCGAACCGCCGGACACGCAGGUGACCAAAUCGGUGAUCGCCCUGCUGCUGCACUACGGAUGGCACAAAUUCACGAUCGUGAGCGAGCGUGCCUGGGCAACGGUCGCUCGUUCGCUUCAGGAACAAGCGACUAAGAACAAUCUCACUGUAAACCAUUACAAGACCGUCGAGGACCGGCACACGUGUUGCGAGGAGAGGCUGCCGUGCUGCCAAGUCAGCGUAUGGUUCCAACUUAUACAGGAGACGAAAAAUAUGACCCGCAUUUACAUCUUCCUGGGUACUCCAAUGUCACUGAUAGAUAUGAUGAAUUCAAUGCAAGGCCAAAGGUUGCUGGACAACGGCGAGUACAUGGUAAUACACGUGGAUAUGAUGAUGUAUUCGCAACGUGAAGCGCAGAAGUAUUUGUGGAAACCGGAGCACUUCGGUACUUUAAGAAAUUGUCUCGAGCCAAAAGAUUUUCUGAAGAGAGCCCGCUCGUUGAUGGUCGUCGUGUCAACACCACCGACGCAGAAUUAUGAAAAAUUCAGUCAAAAGGUCCGAGAGUACAGUAGCAAGGAGCCCUUCAACUUCGUGAUUCCCGAUCUUCUGAAAAAAUAUGAAAAGUACGUGUCCAUUUAUGCUGCGUAUCUCUAUGAUUCUCUCAAGUUAUACGCGAGAGCCUUGGACCAGUUGAUACGAGAUCAUCCGAAUCAUUCCAUCGAGGAACUCGCCAAAAAUGGUACUCUUAUAAUCGAGACAAUUAUCAAGAAUCAUACAUAUCAAAGUGUGAGCGGAGCGACCAUCAAGUUGGAUAAAUAUGGAGAUUCGGAGGGAAACUUCUCGGUGCUUGCUCUGAAAAGAGUACCGUUUCGUCGCCAUAACUUCUCUUGCGAAUAUCAGAUGCUGCCUGUCGGCCAGUUCCAACAGGGUGAAACUCUAGUGUACAAGUCUUUGCCAGGCGCCAUGGAUUGGCCCGGUAAAAAUAAGCCGGAGGCAGAACCUGGUUGUGGUUUUCUUAAUGAACACUGUCCAAAGGACGAUACACAUCUUCGUAGUAUUAUCGUCGCAGCAGCACUGGCUGUUUUGCUGUUUUGUGCCACGGUAAUCACAAUGAGCAUAUAUCGAAGAUGGAAGAUAGAACAGGAAAUAGAAGGAUUGCUUUGGAAGAUUGAUCCGAAUGAGAUACACGGUUAUCCCCAUCUUGAUAACAUGAUGUCCUCCCCUAGUAAGUUAAGUUUAGUUAGUGCGAUGUCCUAUGAGUCGAGAUGCGGCGGUCAAGUGUUUGCGCAAACUGGACAUUACCACGGUGUGAUGGUACGGAUAAAGGAGCUGAAAUUCUCGAAGAAAAAAGACAUUUCACGGGACGUUAUGAAGGAGAUGCGCAUUCUCCGUGAAAUUAGACAUGGUAAUCUCAACUCUUUCAUCGGAGCGUGCGUGGAGCCGAUGAGGAUAUUGUUAAUUACCGACUAUUGUGCCAAAGGAAGUCUUUAUGACAUCAUUGAAAACGAAGAUAUAAAAUUAGAUGAUAUGUUCAUUGCAUCGUUAAUUCACGAUCUCAUUAAGGGUAUGUUGUAUAUUCACGAGUCAUCUCUACUGGUCUGUCAUGGUAAUCUAAAGUCUUCCAAUUGUGUUGUGACGUCACGUUGGGUACUCCAAGUCUCCGAUUUCGGUCUUCAUAAUAUGCGUCAUUGCGCCGAAUCUGACAGCAUCGGUGAACAUCAGUAUUAUCGAAGCUUAUUUUGGAAAGCCCCCGAAUUAUUAAGAAACCCACAUGCUCCAAUUAAAGGCACACAGGCAGGAGAUAUUUAUUCUUUCGCCAUUAUUUUGUAUGAAAUUCUUGGACGCAAAGGACCGUACGGAAAUAUAAAUUUGGAACCCAAAGAAAUCAUAGACCGAGUGAAACGAUUCCCAGAAGAUGGUGAACCGCCUUUUAGGCCUAACUUAAACAUACUCUCCGAAUCAAAAGCAAAUUGCGCAGAUUAUAUCGUUAGCACUAUUACGGAUUGUUGGGCAGAAAGUCCCGAACUUAGGCCAGACUUCAAAACAAUAAGGACUAGAUUGAAGAAAAUGAAAGCUGGGUGGCAUCGAAAUAUAAUGGACCAAAUGAUGAAUAUGAUGGAAAAAUAUGCAAGUAAUCUCGAAGAUCUAGUCACUGAACGUACGGGACUUCUCUUGGAUGAAAAAAAGAAAACUGAGGACUUGCUUCACAGAAUGUUACCUAAGCCUGUCGCAAAUUGUUUAACAAAUGGUAUUGGGGUAGAACCAGAAGCAUUUGAUUUGGUUACUAUAUACUUCAGUGAUAUCGUUGGUUUCACAGCGAUGUCAGCAGAAAGCACUCCAUUUCAGGUUGUAAAUUUCUUAAAUGAUUUAUACACAUUAUUUGACCGUAUAAUCAGAGGAUAUGAAGUAUAUAAAGUAGAAACGAUUGGAGAUGCUUACAUGGUCGUUUCCGGUCUUCCAAUAAGAAAUGGCGAUCAGCAUGCUGGACAGAUAGCAUCAAUGUCGUUAGAAUUACUUAAUGCUGUUAAGCACCACACGAUACCUCAUCGGCCUCAAGAAACUCUCAAAUUACGUAUUGGUAUUCAUACUGGUCCUGUAGUAGCAGGCGUUGUAGGUUUGACGAUGCCUAGAUAUUGCUUAUUCGGAGACACCGUUAAUACAGCGUCCCGUAUGGAAUCUACUGGAGAACCAUUACGAAUACAUAUCAGUAAGCAAUGCAAAGAAGCGUUAGAUAAAAUCGGAGGUUAUAAGAUUGAAGAGCGUGGCUUUGUUGAAAUGAAAGGAAAGGGAACAGUGAAGACUUACUGGCUUACGGGAGCUACUGUGACGCAUAGAAAAAAUACAGAGAACUCUAACGGAGAUGAACAUCUUCCACCACUAUUCUGUAGACCGCGGAAAAGUCCGAAACUAAAUCCAGAUUCACGAUAUGCAUCGCUGUUAGAUGGAUUAGGUGCCGGGAGUCGCAGACAAUCAAAUGUACCAUAUCCAGUGGCAGAUGACGCUUCUUCUCAGUGUGGUGGAUCUAGUCCAGUUCCGCGACAAUUACAUACUCGCAAACUUGAGAGAUCUCCCCUAUCUUUGACUGAAAGCAUCUCGAAGACUACACUAGACAAUGUUUCAGUUCAGGAAGAAGAGGAAGCACAGAGAUGCUUAAAUGUUAAAUCGGUCGACGAUUUGUUCAUAAGUACCGGACCGAAGCUUAGGAAAAAUGCACGUGCCCUAUCUACCAUCGCGUCUUCGUCAUCAAGUGAUUAUCCAUCCCAAACUGUUAUACGCGGAUCCCGUUCACUUGAUCCGCUUCCCACUGACGUAUAUAAUAAGCGGUUCGAGUCGCCGAACUUUUGGAAGGAGAACGAAUGCACGCGUAUCGAUUCGAAAGCGGACAUUUCUGAGAAAAUGCUGAAUAACAAUUAUCCUAACGGCAAUAUAAUAAUGAUGUCUCACACCGAUAACCCUCCGAAUGAAGCAGACCCACUCUUAGAUGACGACAAUGCGGACAAGAGAGAAAUACGAGAGAAGCGUUCGCGCUCGCUGGACCAGGUGGUAUCUGCAUCUAGUAUGGACAGUGUACCUGAUAAAAAGUCUUCCGCGCGAAAGUUGUUAGAAAUUCCGCCUGUUUCAACCAUUAUACAAAUGUUCAACGGUAAUGGAUUGCGCAAUAGCAAUGUCUCUUUAAGAAGAGGAAUAUUAGCAGGGUAUGAUAAACAAAACGAACGCGAAAGUGUGGUCUAGUACGCAUUCGAGAAAAUUUAUUUUUUCUUUUUUUUUUCUUUUAGUAUGACGAACUAGAUAGCAAAAAAUAGAAUCACGUGUAAAAACUGUACGCUACCAGACGUGUAAACUAUGUGAAAAUUAUAUUUGCGAAUCAUAAACAUGAUUUAUUGUUGCCAUCUUUUUUCUAGCCUAGAUACGUGCAAUUUAUAUGUAUAUGAAAGUUACCGACAUACAUUGUAUAUAUUUUUAAUAUUUAGGUAUUUUAUAACUCUUGUACACAUAUACACACUGAACGUGUGCAUCGCGGUAAAAACAACUUUUACAUGGUACAGGACUCUUCUCCUGUUUUUUUUUCUUUGUUAAGAUUUUUAAUUCGAUUGUGUAAUGAAAACAGCAAACUAUUUUAUAAAAAUCAUGACCAAAGUACACCACGGACACUUAGUUCAUCCGACGAUCUAUUGUGUUUAAUAGUAUGAAAAAGAAAAUUUAGGAUGACAUCGCGCACGCAUAUAGUCGAUAUAUGAAUGAUCAAGAUAUUUUUGUUUCAUAGAUAAUUUUUAUGCUUUUAUUUAUGUAAAUCGAGAGAAACUAAAAUUAGUAAGAGUUAUAUUUGAAUUUAUGUAGCAAAAAAUGUACAGAUUUAUCUAAUAGAAAAUUUUUGGAGUAUUUCAAUAUCGACUACAUACACGCGCGCUUAAAAUUAAAUGUGAAGCAUGAAUGUAUAAGACGUAUGUAUAUAAAAUACAUAUAGUAGCGCACACAUGUAUAUCUAUAGUAUCUAUAAGUCUAUUCUUGUUCAUUUGAAGGAAGUAAAUUGUCCGUAUGGCUGUGAGAAGUAAACUAGAUUAUACCUAAGGUGCUUAGUAAUAUAUCAUGUUGUCAAAUGUAUAUAACUAAAUAAUAAUAUAUCAAUGUAUAGAUAAAAUGUAAAUUAAAAGAAUUAUUACCUUCUAUAAAAGUUGAUUAAAAAGAGUCUUGUC